AUGCCGGUCUACAUGCUAUACGGCUUCCGGUGGCCCCGGGCUGGUUUCACCGGAAUACGAGUCUACAUCGUCCUGCACAACCUAGAAGACGCGACGGCGGAAUACGUCCAACGACCGAUCACGAAUAAACUGCUGCUCGAUUCAUUCAAGAAGACGGAACCGGAUAUCGUGUCGAAUCUCCCCGAACUGCGCUUCAUCGAACAGUAUGACCCCGAGGACGAGAGCGACGAGGCUGUCAGCAAGCCUUAUGCGUACGCUGCUGCGAAAGUGAUCAGUAUACCCGAGGCCGGGUCUCCGAAUGCAGGGAGCGCCUGGAAUACGGAGAUCUUCCAGGAGAACCCACUGGAUCCAACGAGCGCCGAGGCGCUCACAAAAUUUCGCGACAAAUAUGCGGCUGGGGAGAGGAUUGGAUGGUGGAUUGUAUAUAAUGGGGAUCCGGAACGGUAUUUUCCUCCUGACGAGGAUGAGGAUGAAAUGAUGGUGGAUGAUGAUUACGAUGAUGAUGAUGACGAGUAUGACCGUGAUGGAUCGUCGAGUGGCGCGCCGUCAACGCCAACGGUAAGUUUGCACGUGUGGCUACUGAUUAUCUGGCAUGAGUUUGUGCUGAUCGAUGCGGCUUUGCGAAUUGUAUAG
Molecule: messenger RNA, 633 nt
Organism: Aspergillus mulundensis
Lineage: Eukaryota; Fungi; Ascomycota; Eurotiomycetes; Eurotiales; Aspergillaceae
Product: FlbE
Exons: 1
Coding region: 1-633 (210 amino acids)
Source: RefSeq, a predicted model, not a curated record